Amphimedon queenslandica is the source of this 1861-nucleotide messenger RNA. RefSeq names its product sorting nexin-2-like. Gene Ontology annotation, biological process: early endosome to Golgi transport. The coding region runs from base 23 to 1612 and encodes 529 amino acids. The transcript has 15 exons. Gene Ontology annotation, cellular component: endosome membrane; endosome. Lineage: Eukaryota; Metazoa; Porifera; Demospongiae; Haplosclerida; Niphatidae. Gene Ontology annotation, molecular function: phosphatidylinositol binding. The record is from RefSeq and is a predicted model, not a curated record.
ACGUGAUCCACAGUGUCACAAGAUGGCCGACGAACCUCCUCCUCUGGAUGUUGAAGCUAGCCCUCCACCAGAUGAUAACGACGAAUUAUCAGAGGAUAACAUAUUCGGCAAGCCAUCAUUAGACGAGCCAGAGCCUGCGAAAAAGGAAGAAACCAAAAAGGAAGAAGAUCUUUUUGGAGAGGAAGAGGAGACAGAGGCUCCACCUGCAUCCACUGAACGCCCACACACUGACAGCGAGCCACCAACACUGGAACCCGAUGAUCCGGAGCCUCCUCCUCCAGUAGUGGAAGUACCUCCGGCUGCAGAGAAACCAGUCACCACCUCAGCUCCGAGUGGAGGGGAUCUCUUUGACGAAGAAGGAGAGGAGGAGCCUAAGCAGAAACCAGUUACACAGGAAGCCGAGGCUCCUGCUAGCAAGGAGGAAGAGGAGGAGGAGGAAGAAGAGGAUGUUGAUCAAUAUGAGCUGACCAUUACUGUAGCUGAACCUGAGAAAGUUGGUGAUGGAAUGGGUGCUUACAUGACUUAUCUCGUCACAACAAAAACAACUCUUCCCUCGUUUAAAGAACCAGAGGUCUUUGUCAGGAGGAGAUUCAGUGAUUUCUUGGGACUUUACUAUCGUCUGUCAGAGAAGUUCAUGUGCAUGGGAUACAUAGUCCCUCCAGCACCUGAGAAAAGUGUUACAGGCAUGACAAAGAUCAAGUUUUCAAAGAAUGAGGAGAAUAGCGCCCUUUUCAUACAAAGGAGAAGAGCUAACCUUGAAAGAUUUUUGAACAGAUUAGCCAUACAUCCAGUCAUCAGGAAAGAUGAAGAUUUUAAGAUGUUCCUUGAGAACCCAGGAGAACUACCCAAAGCCAAAGACACUUCUGCCAUGAGUGGUGCUGGACUGAUGAGGCUCGUUAAGAAUGUGGGCGACACUUUCUCUAAGAUAGCUGGAAAGAAAGGAGACGUUGACUCUUGGUUUGACGAUAGACAGUCUGAGUACGAAACACUUGAUACCCAUCUAAAGAAACUCCAUUCCUGUAUUGAGAGUAUGAUUAGUGCUAGGAAAGAGUUGUGUGGUUGUACUGCUGGUCUUGUGAAGAACUUGGCAAUGCUAGCUAACGUGGAAGAGAACAAUUCCGUCUCACGUGCUCUGACUCGUCUCUCUGAAGUAGAGGAGAAGGUGGAGUCCCUUCACUCUGAACAGAGUAACGUUGACCUUUAUGUCUUUGGGGAGACCAUUCGUGAUUACGUUGCACUCUUGGGAUCUUUAAGAGAGACGUUCAAUCAACGAGUGAAGAAUUAUGGUGUUUGGACUAAUGCUCAGAAGACCCUCCAGAGCAAGAGAGAUUCUGAAGCUAAAAUGCAAACAACAGGAAAAACUGACAAGCUCCCGAUAGUCCAGGCUGAGAUAAAAGAUUGGGAACAAAAGGAGAAGGAUGCCGAGAAGGCUUUUAACAAAUGCUCGAAAGUUUUGAAAAGAGAAGUAGAACGUUUUGAAACGGUCCGUACUAAGGAAUUUAAGGCAAAGUUUUUAGAACACUUAGAAGCUCUCAUGCACAUGCAAGAGGAGCUCAUUCGUCUCUGGGAAGGAUAUCUCCCAGAUGUGCAGGCCAUUGAGGCUGAAUCUUAGUAACAUGCUCCCCACGUCUUAGCUCUAGGUUUCUGAUAGCACUAAUAAACUGCUCCUGCUGCUGCUCUAUAUUAUUAUUGUAAUUAUUAUUAUACAGUACCUGCUGUGUUUGUGAUAAACUUUAUGAUAUCUAUAUUGUUAUUAUCUAUUGUUAUUAUUAUUGGCAAUUAUUCUAUUGUUUAUUAUUGGCAAUUUUUUUUCCUAUUGUUAAUGAAGAUUUCUUUAUAAUGAUCGUUUUAGUAAAUUAAA